Molecule: messenger RNA, 351 nt
Organism: Lottia gigantea (owl limpet)
Lineage: Eukaryota; Metazoa; Mollusca; Gastropoda; Lottiidae
Exons: 1
Source: RefSeq, a predicted model, not a curated record
GUUAAAUUUCAUUCAACUUAUAUUAUUACUAUUAGUGAUCAAGUUAAAUUUCAUUCAACUUAUAUUAUUACUAUUAGUGAUCAAGUUAAAUUUCAUUCAACUUAUAUUAUUACUAUUAGUGAUCAAGUUAAAUUUCAUUCAACUUAUAUUAUUAUUAUUAGUGAUCAAGUUAAAUUUCAUUCAACUUAUAUUAUUACUAUUGGUGAUCAAGUUAAAUUUCAUUCAACUUAUAUUAUUAUUAUUAGUGAUCAAGUUAAAUUUCAUUCAACUUACAUUAUUAUUAUUAGUGAUCAAGUUAAAUUUCAUUCAACUUAUAUUAUUAUUAUUAGUGAUCAAGUUAAAUUUCAUUAA